AAGAAGCCAGCACCCAAGAAGCGCAAGACAGCCAGCAAGAAGGACAAGGCCGACGACUCGGCACCCCUUGCGGAGCGGACAGCCAUCAGCUCGCUGAAGAAGAACAUGUACAUUGGCGCACAUGUGAGCGCGGCAGGUGGCGUCCAGAACUCGAUCCAAAAUGCCGUUCAGAUCGGCGGCAACGCCCUUGCCCUCUUCCUCAAGUCCCAGAGGAAAUGGACCUCCCCGCCUCUCGACCCAGCCGCCCGCGACGCCUUCCACGCCGCCGCCAAGGACAGCAGCUACGCCGCAGGCCUCCACGUCCUUCCCCACGGGUCCUACCUCGUCAACCUCGCACAGCCCGACAAAGCUAAGGCAGACCAGGCCUACGGCAAUUUCGUCGACGAUCUCCAGCGGUGCGGCGCCCUCGGGAUCAAGCUGUACAACUUCCACCCGGGCUCGACGGGCGGCGACUCCAUGGCCGCCGCCACGGCCCGCAUUGCCGCCCAGCUCAACAGGGCGCACGCCGACACGGCAGGAAGCGGCGUCGUCACGGUGCUCGAGAACAUGUGCGGGCACGGUAACGUUAUCGGAGGCCGGUUCGAGGACCUGGCGGCCGUGAUCGACCGGGUCGACGAUAAGACCCGCGUCGGCGUGUGCAUCGACACGUGCCACAGCUUCGCCGCCGGCUACGACCUGCGCACCCCCGAGGCCUUUGCCGCCACCAUGGCCGAGUUCGACCGCGUCGUCGGCCUCAAGUACCUCCGCGCCCUGCACGUCAACGACAGCAAGGCGCCCUUCGGCUCGCACCGCGACCUGCACGCCAACAUCGGCACGGGCUUCCUCGGCCUGCGCGCCUUCCACAACAUCAUGAACUAUGAUGGUUUUCAGGACAUGCCCCUAGUGCUCGAGACACCAAUCGACAGGAAGGGCCCCGACGGCAAGACGGUCGAGGACAAGAAGGUGUGGGCGGACGAGAUCAAGCUCCUGGAGUGGCUGAUCGGGGCGGAUCCGGAGAGCGACGAGUUCAAGGAGAAGGAGAAGCGGCUGGCUGCGGAGGGCGAGGGGGAGAGGAAGCGGGUGCAGCAGCAGGUGGAUGCAAAGGCUGUCAAGGAUGCAAAAAAGGGAGGAGGACGAGGCAAGAAG
Cryphonectria parasitica EP155 is the source of this 1125-nucleotide messenger RNA. RefSeq lists its product as uncharacterized. The record is from RefSeq and is a predicted model, not a curated record. Gene Ontology annotation, molecular function: DNA binding; zinc ion binding; phosphoric diester hydrolase activity. Lineage: Eukaryota; Fungi; Ascomycota; Sordariomycetes; Diaporthales; Cryphonectriaceae. The annotation marks the transcript as partial. Gene Ontology annotation, cellular component: nucleus; mitochondrion. The transcript is spliced from 2 exons. Gene Ontology annotation, biological process: base-excision repair.